Messenger RNA from Euleptes europaea (tarantolino), 9691 nucleotides. RefSeq names its product SON DNA and RNA binding protein (gene SON). NCBI's taxonomy places the organism in Eukaryota, Metazoa, Chordata, Lepidosauria, Squamata, Sphaerodactylidae. The transcript is spliced from 12 exons. The coding region runs from base 21 to 9323 and encodes 3100 amino acids. Gene Ontology annotation, molecular function: RNA binding. The record is from RefSeq and is a predicted model, not a curated record. Gene Ontology annotation, biological process: regulation of mRNA splicing, via spliceosome; regulation of cell cycle.
GCGUGCCGCGCGAGGCUGUCAUGGCGACUAACAUCGAGCAGAUUUUUCGGUCUUUCGUGGUUAGUAAAUUCCGGGAGAUUCAGGAGCAGCAUUUCGGCAGUGGAAAGAUAGGUCAACAGAAUGGGGAAAUAGAUUCAUCUGAGCAAGGAAAUGCUGAUGAUACAAUUGCAUCAAUUGGAGCUCUUCAGAAUGACCCACUAGUACAGAAGAUAGAGCAAGUAUUAUCAGAGGUCUUGGGUGCAGAGCCACCAUACAAACCAGAUGCUGGACAGGAUACAGUGAAAAAUAAGUCCUGUUCCACUAAAAGAGGCAUACCUGAUGACGUGCAAGAUGAAAUUCCAAGGAAAAAAUCUAAAAAGGACAAGAAACACAAAGACAAGAAAAAGAAGAAGAAAAGAAAGAAGGAGAAAAAAGAGAAAAAAUAUAAGAAGCAGUCCACGGAAUCAAAAUUAAACUAUGACCACAAAGGGUGUGGAGAUAUACAGCCUGCUUCUCAUUUGAAUCCAGAAAGCUUAGUUUUGAGUGCAGAGAGUGUGACUGUAGGACCUGCGUCUCCCUUGAAACGUGAUUCUCAGUGGUUUAUGGAAAAAACUUUGUAUGAAAACCUAAACUCAUCUUUGUCAAAUUCACAUGAAGCAUCUAAUUCAGAUACCAGCAAACUGGAUGCAUCUGAGGAAGAUUCUGUUUUAAUCAGUAUUCAGGAGCUCUGUGAAGUAGAGGUAACUAACGAGAGAGAAUUGGAGAGUGAUACCAGUCAACAUACCAACCUGGUUGUGAAUUUGCAUGUAGAGGAUGAAUUUUUAAAUACUGCAGAUAUUGAAGAAGAUGAUACUAGUGUAAAAGAAAUGGAACAGGCUGAGGCUAGUUCAGCAUUGCAGGCUGCAGAAAAUAUAAAUGUUUCUGAGAAUAGUCCAAAGUUUAUGGCUGUGGAGCUAGAAGACAUGGAAGCCAGGGUGGAAUCUUAUUCAGUGGAGGUAAAAGAGUUGGACUCUCUCUCAGAAUCUUUGGAUCCAGAAGUCAUGACGCAGCCGGAAUCAAUUUCAUUUGAAAAGACUGGGUGUAAAUUCAUGAAAAUUCCUUUAGAGACAAAUGUGGAAGCUAAAGAUUCAGUAACAACAUUGGGAUUUUUGGCUAUGGUGGUAGGGAAAGAUUUUGAAGCAACUUCAGAAUUUUUGAACAAAGCAAAAGUGAAAGCUUCUGAAAGAAGUCCAGAUGAUGCCUUUAGAGAUAUGAACGAUGAAUUAGAGCAAGAUUCUGAGAGAAUUGCCAUGAUGAAAGAUUUGGAAAAAACUCUACAGACACAGUCUAGAAGAGAAAAGAAAGAUUUGGAAGGGGUUCCAGAAUCUGUGUAUAGAGUUACUGAAAAAGAUUCAAAAAGAAGUACAAAAUCUGAUGAACAUAAGUGCAUUGAAGCAUCUAUUGAUCCUGAAACAGUAGGAGUGAGAGAACUAAAAGAAACUCAGACUCCUACAAUUGUGAUGGAGCUAAAAGAUCCACUGAAAUAUCAAAAAUCUCUGGAAGCAGGUAUGAAAGAUUUCAGAAGAAUGCCAGAAUCGGAGGUUAUGAAGAGGACAGAUUCUGGAGCAUAUAUUUUGGGUACAGAAGCAGAAACAAAAAUUUUAGAAGUUGUUGCAGAAUCUGAGGAGAUGGAUUUGGGAUGUUUAAGAGGAACAUCUGUACGUGAAUCAGAAAAAGAUGAAAGUAUUCCAGAGAUGAUGGGUUUGAAGAAUCUAGACCGUUCUCCUAAAUUUGUGGGAUCAAUUCAGGUUAAUUAUUUGGAAGCAUCUUUAGAAACUGCAGUGGAAAAGAAGGGAGAGAUGGAUGUUACUAAAGAUUCUGAGACGGUAGCUGAAGUGAAAGUCUUAGAAAGCAUUUCCAGAUCUGAAACAGCUCCAGAAACUCUAGAUAUAGCAAAAACACAAUACCUGGAUGUUUCAAAGCAGGUAGCUGUGAAGACUGACAUAAGUGAGACUGACAUAAAUUUGAAGGAUUUGAAAAAAGUUCCAGAGCAACCUUCAAUGACUUUGAAAAAUGUAGACACUAUUUCAGAAGUGCAAUACAUGACAGAAAUGAAACAUGUGAAAGAUGUUUUACUGUCUGAUGUGGUGGCACAAGGAAAAGAUUCAGAAAUUAAUCUAAAGCCUCAAGGGCAGAGAGAGGAGAGAGAUUUAGAUGCUACUUCAGAAUCACUGCAUAUGAUAUUUACAAACUAUUCAGAACACAGUCUUGAACUUUAUACAGAACCUGAAGCUAUGAUGGAGUUAAAAAAUUCUGAAAGCGUUCCAGAAUUGCUGCACAUGGAGGAUGCAAAAAACUCUGAAGCAUUACCUGCAAUAGAAGUCAAAGACUUAAAUACUAUAGACUCUGCAGCAGUAGUAAAGUUGAAUGAUUUUGACAAAAAAAUUGAAUAUCUGCACAGAGGUGUGAAAAAUAGGGAAUCUAAGGCAGUGACAGAAAUGAAAUAUUUGGAAACACAUGUAGAAUCUGAAGCUCUGACCAAAGGGAAAGACAUGGAAAUCAUUUCUUGUUCUGUGACUGGAGUAAAGGAGAAGGCGUCGGAUACUACUGCAUAUGUGGGGAGGGGCCAGUAUGGUGCUCAGACAUCAGAUUGGGAAAUUAAAUCAGCAGGCCUGAACCUGAAAGACAUAACAGAAAAAGAGCUAUCUUCUGAAAUUAAAGGUCCAUUAAUUUCAGAAUCUUUCCAAGAGGUGAAUAUUUUAAGUUCAGAAACAACUCCAGAAGUGGAUGCCAUACCAGUGAUACAAGAACUAAAAGAAACUGGAGGAUUUAUACCUGUUUUGGAAGUAGACAGCCCUACUAAAACCUCUGGACUGGAGAUGUCAGCACUAAGUGAUCCAAAAGAUGCUUCCAAACGUCUGAAUACUGUAGAAGAUUUUGAAUCAAUUUCAGGCCACCAUGUAGUGGAAAAUCUAGAAUCUUUGCAGUUUGUGAAAACAAAAGACCAAGAAAUUAACUUAGGUUCUCAGCAGGCUUUGGAAGUUAAAUACACAGCAUCCAGUCCAAAACUUCUGUUUUCAGAUGAAUUAACUAAUUUGCAAGAAAAACAUAAUUUAGAAGAAAGCACCGAAGCAACAAGUUUUAUAGCAGCCCCAGAUUCUUCAUAUGCAUCAGGAACAGAACUGAUUGUUGCUUCAGAAUCUGGUGAGAUUAAUGAAGUCAUAGAUUCAGAAUCUAUGUAUAUGGCACAGACAAAUUCAGAUAACUUCCUGUACAUGAUGCACUUGAAAGAUUCCAAAACAAUGUCAGACUCUACGAUAAUGGAAGCAAAGGACUUGGAGGUAGGACCAGAAUCUUCCCACAGAGUGGGUAUAGAAACUGAAGAUUUCCCAGAGUAUGAAUCAGUUGCACCAUCACAGGUCUUGGAAGUUAUUGAAGAAUCUCCAAAGAAAAAUGAAAUGCAAGAAUCAAAAACAGCAUUUGGAAGUAAAGCAUCGACUGUUCCAGGGUUGGAAAUGAAUUCAGAAACUAUGUGUGUCAUGGAUAUUGAUAAUUCAGAAGUUGUGAAAAAAACACACGUAGCUCCAUCAUCACUAGGAAUUACAAGUACAGAAGGAACUCCUAUCCCUGUCGGUGCAGCAGAAGACAAAAACAUAAAAGCAUCUCAAAUAACUGAAAAAGAACUAGAACAUUUGUUAGCAUCAACAGCACCUGUAGGCCUAGUGAAAGAAACUUUUCACCCUACUCAUGUAACAAAUACAAAAGACUCAGAAGCAAAUCAGAUGUUGGAAACAAAUCUAGAAUCAGCGGACAAAAAAGAGGUAAAUACUAAAUUUGAUCAUGAAGCAGCUCCAAAUGGUUCAGAAAUCAUUAAGAAACAUAAACCAAUUGUAGGUACAGGCACUACAGAAGGCAUGCUGCCAGUUGUAAACAAAGCAGAAGAAAAGGGAUCUGGAUCAGAUCUAAAAUCAGAAGCAGCGCUGGUAGAAAAAUAUUCUGAAUCGGUCUGUGAAGUUUCAGAGGCAAAAGAUUGUGAUGCAACACUGUCUCUGUUUGUGGUGGAUGUAAAAGAUUCAGAAUUGAGUUCUGACUUAGUUGCGGGAGAGGUUAAAGCUUCAAACACAACAUUGCGCUUUGAAACAACUCCAGAACCUCUCUGUGUGUUGGAACUGGGGAAUUCAAAUGAUGUUGUGGAAUCUGUACUUACAACAGAGAUGAAAGAUUUAGGAGAAACAUUAAAUUAUGAAGUACUAUUGGAAGCAAAAGAUCCAGUACCCACUGCAACACAUCUAAUCACAUCAGAAUUAAAGUCGUCAGAGUCUGUGUGUGUGCUUGAAAUUACAAACUCUGAAGGAAUACUAGAGCUAACUACUCCAACAUAUCUCAGCUCGGCACAUUUGAAGUCUUCUGACACAACUGCAGAAAUUGAAGCGUUAGACAUUAUUGAUUCUGAGACUCCUCUAAAAUCAGAAAUGGAAGUUAAAUAUUUUGAAUCAGUUUCAGAAUCAGACUGUGUGCUGGAGCCAUUUGACUACAAACCUGUUCCAGAAUCUGAAUAUAUUGCAGAGGCGAAAGUUUCAGAAACUUCAGAGGCUGUCAGCAUGACACAGGUGGGAGAUCUGGAAACACCACCACAAUCUCAGGAAAGAAAAGACUUAGAACCUUUAGCUCAGUCUGUGUGUGCUGUGCAGGCAAGAUGCGUUGAAGAAAAUCUUGUAUAUGAAGAAGUGCGGGCUGUGUCAGAAACGACUCCACAGUUCUCCGGCAUCAUGGAAAUAGAAGAUUUGGGAGCAACUAAAUCAUCUGUGAUUGCAGAAAUGGGGAAGAAUUCAGACAAAAAAUCACAGCUGCAUGUUGAGGAAAAAUGUAAAGAAACAGCUACAGAAUGUACACAUGUGCUAGAUUUAAUGGAAACUUACGCAGAUGUGGAACCAGUCUGCAGAAUUGAGGGGAAAUAUUCAGAACCUAUUGCAGAAGUGGCAUGUGUAGUAGAUAAUAAAAAUUUAGAGGCAAAUAAAGGGUUUAUGGGUGUGACAGAGUUGAAAGAUGCAGCACUUGUAAAAUCUAAAACUGGUCCAGAACCUGUGCACUUAAAAGAUCUUGAAGCAAUUCCUAAAUGUGAGUCUCUUGAGAAAGAAAAAGAUUUGCAAAUUGCCCAAUCCUCUUUUGAUAAAGAAGGAAUGUAUUUUGAGGGAAGCUCAGAAUCUCUGUUAGUUUUGGAGAGACAGGAUUUGGAAAGAGAUUCAACUUCUGUGCUUGUGUCAGAAGUGGUCUCUGAAGAAUCACUGAAAUCUGUUCCUGCUGUGAAAGGACAAGACUCUGAAGCAGCACUUAAAUACAUGAAGGAAAAGGGUGUAGAAGUUUCAGAGCAAAAUACAGGAUGUACAUAUAUGGGAGAGAUGAAAGAUCUGCCAUCAGCUCUGGAACACACAGAAUUAGCCCAUGCUAAGAAUUCUGAAAAGGCUUCAGAAGUCACUUUGGAGGUGAAAAAUUUGGAAGCAACUUUAGAACCUUUGUGCUUGAUGAAGGGGGGAAAAUCAGAAGCAGUUACACUGGUUUCUUUGGAGGAGCAAAUAGUAAAGGCAUCUGUAAAACCUGUAUGUGCGGUAGAAAAAAAUUUGGUAGCAGGUCCACAGGUAACUGUGGAGGUAAAAAAUUCAGAAUCUGCUCUUGAGCUUGCGAACAUGGCAGAGAAGGACGUGGAAGCAACUUCAUGUGCCUCUGUGAAGGAUAAACAUUCAGAAGUUGUUCCAGAGUCCUCAGAGUUAACGCAUGAAAAUGAUGAAAGUAUUUCAAAAGAGAGGAAAAGUGAAAAAAUAAGCAGCAAAAGUAAAGAUAAAAGUAAAAGUGGGAAAAAAGCCAAAAAAAGUAGGUCAAAAUCUCCUUCCAAGUCAAAAAAACGUAAAAAAAAGUCUAGAUCACGUUCCACCUCUAGACAGUUAUCAUCAAGAAGAGCACGUUCUAGAAGCAAGAAUGAUUCUGAUUCCCGGAAAAAGCAUUCUACCUCACGUCGUAAGUCUAGAUCAAAAUCUGCUGAGAGAAAAGAGAGCAAAGAAAGGUCACUAAGAUCUAGACGAAAGCGUUCUCGGACUUCUGAUCGUCAUAAAUCUAGAUCCAAAUCAGUUGACAAAAGAGAAACUUCACUACGGUCAAGGCGAAGACAGUCCAGAUCUUCUGAUCGUCGGAAGUCUAGAUCCAAAUCUUUUGACAGAAGAGAAUCAGUCAGGACAAGACGAAGAUUGUCCAGAUCCUCUGAUAAUCGCAAGUCUAGAUCUAAAUCUUAUGAUAAAAGAGAAACUUUUAUAAGAUCAAGACGGAGACUGUCUAGAUCUUCUGAUUGUCAUAAGUCUAGGUCACGAUCCACUGACAAAAGAGAAACAUCAAUAAGGACAAGGAGAAGACAGUCCAGGUCCUCAGAUAAUCACAAAUCUAGAUCCAAAUCAGUUGAGAAAAGAGAGACUUCAGUGAGGAGAAGGAGAAGGCGAUCUAGAUCCUCUGAUAAUUAUAAGUCUAGAUCCAAAUCUGUUGACAGAGGGGAAUCUUCAAUAAGGUCAAGGCGAAGACGGUCCAGGUCCUCUGAUCAUCAUAAGUCUAGAUCCAAAUCAGUUGAUGACAAAAGAGAAAUUUCAGUGAGAAUAAGGCGAAAACGAUCCAGGUCCUCUGAAAAUCGCAGAUCUCGGUCCAAAUCAGUGGACAAAAGAGAGUCUUUGAGGACAAGGCGAAGACGAUCCAGGUCUUCUGACAACCGCAAAUCUAGAUCCAAGUCAGGAGACAAAGAGACACUGAAGACAAGGCGAAGGCGGUCCAGAUCAGCUGAUAACCGCAAAUCCAGAUCUAAAUCUGUUGACAAACUGGAGUCUUCAGUGAGAGCAAGAAGGAGACGAUCUAGAUCUUUUGAUCGCAAAUCUAGGUCUAAAUCUGUUGAUAAACGGGAGACUUCAGUGAGGGAAAAAAGGAGGCGAUCUAGGUCCUGUGAUAAUCGUAAAUCUAGAUCUAAGUCGGUUGAUAUGAGAGAGACUUCAGCAAGAGCAAAAAGUAGACGAUCUAGGUCCUCUGAUAAUCGCAAGUCUAGAUCUAAAUCUGUUGAUAAAAGAGAGACUUCAACAAGAGCAAAAAGUAUACGAUCUAGGUCCUCUGAUAAUCGCAAGUCUAGGUCUAAAUCUGUUGAUAAAAGAGAGACUUCAGUGAGAGCAAGAAGGAGACAGUCUAGGUCCUCUGAUAACCGCAAAUCAAGAUCAAAAUCUUUUGACAAGAGAGAAACUUCAGCAAGGUCAAAAAGAAAACGAUCUAGAUCUUCUGAGAACUACAAAUCUAGAUCCAAAUCUAUUGACAAAAUAGAGGCUUCAGCAAGGUCAAAAAGGAGACGAUCAAAGUCAUCUGAUCAUAAAUCUGUAACAAAAUCUGGUGAAAAAAGAGAGUCUUCCCUAAAGUCUAGGCACAGAAAAUCAAAAUCACCAGAUUGCCAGAUGUCUAAAUCAAAGUCCAGGUCCAAAUCCUCUGAAAGAAGAAAGGACAAAGACUCAUCAGAUGCACCAAAAGGGAAGAGUUCCAAAUUGAGAUCAAAGUCUAAAUCCCCUGAAAAAACAAAGGGAACUGAAUUUUUGGAAGCAUCUGUGCAUAAUCAUGCAAAAUCGCCUGAACAUCCCAAAUCUAAAUCUAGGUCCAGGUCCAAAUCUCUGGAUAAAACAGGAGACAGGCCAAGAAGAUCAAGAAGUAAAUGCUCAGAACCCAAAUCUCACAUCCAUAGAACAUCAUCACGCUCUAGAAGGAAUCGUUCUCGGUCAUUAACACGGAAGAGGACCUCGAGAUCAAAAUCUGAUAAUCGAUCUCGCUCACGGUCUAGAACUCGCUCACGAUCAUGUUCAAGACGCUGGAGGAGAACUAGAUCAAGAUCUUUGUCAAGACAGCGAUCAUUAUCAAGGGAGAGACGUAGGCGAUCUCGGAGAAAUCGAUCAAGAUCUGUUGACAGAAGAAGGAGAAGGUCAGAUUCAAGAGACAGUUACAGAAUAGCUCUCAGAUUACGGUCCCGAAGUCGAACACCUGUCCGGCUGGGAACCUCUAGAUCUGCUGGUAGAAGACGGAGCUCUAGUGUAUCACCUGACCAUCGGCGAUCCAGAUCUUCAAGCAGAUCACCUAAACGACUAACUGAUUUGGACAAGGCACAGUUACUUGAAAUAGCCAAAGCAAAUGCAGCUGCCAUGUGCGCCAAGGCUGGUGUGCCUCUGCCACCGAGCCUUAUGCCUGUUGUUACUCCAGAAAAGAAGGAAGAGAAAGUUACCCAGAAGUCAGCAAAAGAGACGAUCAUGGAACUUACUGAGAAAUGCAAGAAGAUAGCACAGAGCCAGGAAGAUGAUGUGAUUUUAAAUAAACCUCAUGUGUCUGAUGAAGAGGAAGAAGAACAUCCUUUUAUUAAUCACCCCUUUAAACUCAAUGAACCCAAACCUAUUUUUUUCAACUUAUCUACUCCUACCAUAAAACCAGCUCCUCCGAAAAAUCAGGUUACUUUGACAAAGGAGUUUCCUGUCUCUUCUGGAUCUCAACACAGGAAAAAAGAAGCAGAUAGUGCAUAUGGAGAGUGGGUUCCAGUUGAGAAGAACAAAGAGGAAAACAAAGAUGAUGUCUUCCCUAACCCAGCUACUCUGGAGCCUGUGGACAUCUCUUCUGCACUGAAUGAACGGACAGUAGCUCAGAAGAGGCUUACUGAAAAUACUUUUGAUUUGGAGGCAAUGUGCCUGUUAAAUCGGGCACAGGAACGGAUUGAUGCCUGGGCUCAGCUGAAUUCUCUACCUGGCCAGUUUACAGGAAGUACCGGUGCACAGGUCUUGUCUUCAGAACAGUUAUCCAACAGCGGUCCCCAGGCUUGGCUUAAAAAGGAUCAAUUUCUCAGAGCUGCCCCUGUAACUGGAGGAAUGGGAGCCCAACUGAUGAGAAAGAUGGGAUGGAGAGAAGGAGAAGGCCUGGGGAAAAAUAAAGAAGGAAGCAGGGAGCCUAUUUUAGUUGAUUUUAAGACAGAUCGAAAAGGUUUGGUUGCAGUAGGGGAAAAGACACAGAAGAGACAUGGAGCUUUCGGUGCAGUGAAAGAUCUUGCAGGCAAACAUCCAAUUUCAGUAUUGAUUGAGGCCUGUAAUAAAAGAAGAUGGCCACCUCCUACAUUCGUGUUGGUGACUGAUAAUGGGCCUGAUCAUCGCAAAUGUUUUCUCUUUAAGGUGAUGGUCAAUGGAAUUGAACAUAAGCCUACCUUUGCCAGUCCUAAUAAGAAGCUUGCUAAAGCCACAGCAGCUACUGUAGCUCUUCAAGCAUUGGGGAUUGUACCAAAAGAGCUCUUGGCUAAUGCCACCAGCUUCAGGAGUGCCUCACACAAUUAACUAUGAUUUUUAUAUCAACAUUUUCAGAUAAUUUUAUUCUACACAAAAUGGUGUUUCCUUCCUGACACUGUGUACAUACAUUAGCAGCUCAUUGUAAAAAAAGAAAAAAGAAGGAAAACUGUUCAGGCUUUUCUUUUUGUACAUGGAAAAUGUAUUUAAAUCACAUUUAGUUUUGGUAUGUUUAUAUUAUUGACGUUAGUGAUGUAAUAAAUUCUUAAAUGACUAAAAAAUCAAUAUAUAACUCUGAAGGUAUCCGUAAUGUGUUUGGAAAUGUAACCAACUUUCCUUGGAAUAUGGAAUGUAAAAUUUUAUUGUUUGUACCAUGAUGCAGUUCCUAUAAUUUUGGUAAAGUUUUCGUUGUAGUCAAA